UGCUGGUAGUAGUCACAUGUCCAGAGCAUCUUUGAAAAGAUGCCAUUGAAGCUGCGGCAUUUCUCGCCAUCCUGCCUCUCACUGAGAGCCGUGACUGACUUUCUUUUGCUAGGUCACCAUUCAGUGCCCAGCAGAUCCAGCAUCAUGUGUAACAGAUUUGUGGGUACCUGGAAACUGGUCUCCAGUGAAAACUUUGAGGAUUACAUGAAAGCUCUAGGGGUGGGUUUAGCCACUAGAAAAUUGGGAAAUUUGGCCAAGCCCACUGUGAUCAUCAGCAUGAAGGGUGAUAUUAUAACCAUCCGGACUGAGAGUACCUUUAAAAAUACAGAAAUCUCUUUUAAGCUGGGCCAUGAGUUUGAAGAAACCACAGCUGAUAACAGGAAAACAAAGACUACUAUAACCUUAGACAGAGGAGCACUGAAUCAAGUUCAGAAAUGGGAUGGCAAAGAGACUACAAUAAAAAGAAAGUUGGUGGAUGGAAAAAUGGUGGUGGAAUGCAAGAUGAAAGGGGUUGUUUGCACUAGAAUCUAUGAGAAAGCAUGAGAACGCUCAGUCUCCUCACUCAGAUGGAAAUCUAAGCCAGACUAGAUCAAUAAGCCAAGCCUGAUGCUGCUGCUUUUUUGCUCUUUUCAUUUGUACCGAUCAGGAAAAUGACUAAACUGUGGAAUUGUAUUUAAAAGCUGGAUUGUAACUAAUUUAAACUGCCAUGGUCAUCAAGAUCAAAGCAAUCCAUCGUGUGGGUAUGUUCAUUGCAUUUAAUCUAGUAGCACUAGUUAGGCUCAAAGGGUUGAGUACAUCACUUAAUAUACUUGGAAAGUCUUACUCUUACCUAUGAUCUCUGUGAUGGAUCAGAAAUGAUGCCAAUAAUCAAGAUUUCAAUUAAACUAUAGCUCAGCUCAUACAGUUAGGAGCGUGCAGUUGGUUACAGACUAGUUACCAUUAUAGAUUCAAGUUCCUCUUACAGGGCUUCAAAGAGCUACCUUAGUUUCCAGAUCUCAAAAAACAGUCUAGAUAGCAGAUGAAUCUGGUUUAAUCACAGCAUUAAAAAAAAUGCAAUUUGUCUCUUUGGAUAUAGAGACUCUAGGUCUUUGUCACCUAAUCAAAUGAGGUUUAUUACAAUAAAUAAAUAAAUAGCUCUCCAAUGCAAUGAAAUAAGUUAAAUAAUCUAUAAUUAAUAGUUGUUAAUUAAUCCUAAUAUCAGCUUUCUUUGCCAACCGAUUUGUUUUGGAAAGUGAAAAAAGUGAAAAAAUAAAUUCAUUAGAAUUCCAGAAAGCCUUUCAUAAGUACUUAAAAAAUUCCAACGUACCAUUAUUUCAUUACUGUGUUUACUCCCUUCACCAAUGUAGUCCAUGUACCCUCCAAGUCUUAGUAGAUUACUUGGCAGCUUCUUUGGUCAAAUGAACUUCUUGCCUAGGAGCCACCUUUCUCACCUUGGGCAUCUCAAUAUUAACAUAGGUUGGUCCUCCAGGUGAUAGAUGCCAACUUGUAGCCUUGCUGCUUCUUAGGACGUGUCACACCUUGUGUUUUGAGAAACCAAGGUGAUCUCUGUGAA
Phascolarctos cinereus (koala) is the source of this 1552-nucleotide messenger RNA. Its product is annotated as myelin P2 protein. Gene Ontology annotation, molecular function: lipid binding. Gene Ontology annotation, biological process: membrane organization. The record is from RefSeq and is a predicted model, not a curated record. Gene Ontology annotation, cellular component: myelin sheath. Lineage: Eukaryota; Metazoa; Chordata; Mammalia; Diprotodontia; Phascolarctidae.